Molecule: messenger RNA, 300 nt
Organism: Sphaeroforma arctica JP610
Lineage: Eukaryota; Ichthyosporea; Ichthyophonida
Exons: 1
Coding region: 1-300 (99 amino acids)
Source: RefSeq, a predicted model, not a curated record
AUGCUCCACACGGUGACAAAGGGCGGCAACCUGCGACCGGUUUUAACGUCGAUCUACAACUUAGACACAGCCACGUUACUACGAGAGAUGCAGAAACUUCAACAAGCGGGACGCAAGUUAGCCAAUGCAGCAUUCCCUAGGAAUCAGAUACCUACCGUAAUGGAAUUGUUUGAUGUGCCGGGCCCAGGACGAGUAGCAGCACAUGCAGCGUGCCUUCUGUCAUCACAAUACACCAAUCAUAGACAGGAUGUUGACGGUUACAGUUCGGACCUACGAACCACACCUGACAGAUAUUCGUGA